CGUUCUAAAUCUUUUAUAUAAAAUGUAUUAUUUUACUAGGUAUGCGUGUAAUAUUGCACAUGCAAUUUGUGGUUCAUUGAUCCAUGUUAUAUGUGUGCAGUAUUCAAAACAGAUGGUUGGUGGUAACACACUUUCAAAACAUCAUUAUGAUUGGAUAACAAGAGAUGUUUGUAUAAGUAUAUAUUCGAGAGUUGUUAAAAGGAAUUUUGCCAUAACUCCAAACUGAAUACUAGUCAACAAAGACAUGCUUAGUUUCAUUAUUGGUUACAAAUAUACCAAAUAAGAAACUGAUGCCUUGCAUUUACCUAUUUCUAAAUUGGUGUAUUUGUCAUUUAUUUUUUUGACACAGUUACAAAGUAAAUUCAAUCAAGUUGAAGCGGAAAACUGCAUAUGUAGGUAACCAAUCAAGAAAUGUUUUGAUUAAGAUUAACCAGUCAAAUCUUGUUUUGAUAAAGACAUAUAAUACUUUUUACGUAUAAAUGGUAUGUCAUAUUUCAAAGAGACGGCGAAGAGAAAGGUUCAGAUAAACCGCAGCGACAUAAAGACGUUAAACAGUAAAAAUGUCGAAAUACUCGUGUGAACAGUACGGGGCCAGUUUUCCUAGACUAAGUGCGCUUAUGCAGCAUAGGAGGACGGAAAAUCAUUGGCCAAAAUUUAUGUGUCCGAGCUGUAAGAAGACCUUUACCCGAAAAGACAAUUUGGACAGACAUAUGAAAAAACAUAGUGAUGAGAAUACGCAUCACUGUCCAGAGUGCCUUCGUGUAUUUACGAGGAAAGACGCCCUGGAUGAUCACUUUUUACAACAUGGCAACCAAAGCGGCAGUGGAGCCAAGAGGGUUCAAACUGAUGAAGAGGAUGCAAGUGUCGUUCAUAAACGACAAAAGCUGACUCCAAAGGAUAAAGCAACGGAGUUUUAUAGUAUGGAGAAAAUAAAUGAAAGUAGAAUAGAAAAGUUCAACACAACGGCAUCAUACUACAAUAUUAAAAUAAAAGAUUUGGAAGUGAGAGAUCUACCGAACAUACUUAAAACACUAAAGGUAAUAUUUCAAUCUAUUGUGACAAGAAUUACAGAAAACAUUCCAGCCACCGAUCUAGUUCGACUUACUAUGGACAAUCCGGAAUUGGACUAUCCAAUUGUUUUGCGAUUCAUGCCGAGAUCUUCUUUGACAGUGAAAAGGAUUUUGACUGAAUUAGAAAGAGUGUUACAGUCAUAUGAACAGUUUGUCGUGGACGAAACGUUUGGCAUAGAACUGGUACAUGUUGUUGAUGUGAGAGGAUCAAGAUACAGAAUGAAACCAUUAGUCGACAUUACACAAGUGUUGGAAAACAAGAAAAGCAUUAUUCAAAUAAAAAAUUCAGAUGACCUUUGUUGUGCAAGAGCUCUAGUCACAGCUAUAGCUCGUGUUGACGACCAUCCUCAGUGGAACAGCAUACGCCAAGGUCGUCAGAUACAGCGAGAGUUAGCCGUUGCCCUUCAUCGAAAAGCCGAUGUACCACUGAGAAAAUGUGGUGUCGAUGAAAUAAAGAAGUUCCAGUCAUGCCUGCUAAACUACCAGAUCAAUGUAGUGUCAAAAGCUCAUUUCAAUGCCAUCAUCUAUCAAGGCCCAGAGGAAGGUGUACCGAUAUACAUUUACAACCACAAUGAUCAUUACGACGUUAUAACCUCAAUGACAGGAUUUCUGAACAGAAGUUAUUUUUGCAACAAAUGCAAAAAGGCUACCAGACCAAGGAACGCCAUGCCUGUAAUAACCCCUGUCAUUUUUGCCGUAAGCUUCACACGGAUGAAUCUGAAGACUGGCAAUACUGCGAAUCCUGCAAUUGUAAAUUUCUUAACCAGACCUGUUUCGCUCUACACAAGAACAAGACAGAAAAUGGAAAAUCUACGUGUAAAUUGUAUUACAGAUGUAAAGACUGUAAUCAAUUGAUAAAUCGUUCACAUCACAAGAAAGCACAUGUUUGUGGUGAAUACUACUGUAGUACUUGCAAGGACUAUGUCAAUGGCAAUCAUUUAUGUUUCAUGCAACCAAUUGAAGAAGAAGAUAACACAAAUGAAAAUAGAACAAAACAUGAAAAAGAAACAAAAUACAUUUUCUUUGACUUUGAAUGUACUCAGGACAAACGUCUUGAAUGUACCGCUGGUUAUCUUCCUAGUGUGAAAAGCGUGUGUGUGAAUUGUAAAAAAUCCUGGUGUGGAUCAAUGGAGCAUAGACCGAAUUUAUGUGUAGCACACAAGGUUUGUAGUAGUUGCAUGCAAAAGGAAGUCACAGCCUCUUCUACAUGUUCAAGUUGUGGUCCUAAUGAAAGGGUGUUCUUAGGUUCAGACACAUUAGAGUCAUUUUGUAAAAUGUUAUUUACGGAUGAAAAUAAGGGUGCGACGGUUCUUUGUCAUAAUUUCAAGGGUUAUGAUAGUUACCCGAUCAUGAAAUUCUUGUAUAACAACGCUAUUCUGCCCGAGGUGAUCACAACAGGAUCGAAAUACAUGUCCAUUGUAGUACCUCUUUUCAAAAUCAGAUUCAUCGACUCUCUAAAUUUUAUUCCCAUGGCCCUUGCUGAUAUGCCUAAAGCGUUUGGAGAAACAGAACUUGUCAAAGGCCAUUUUCCUCAUUUAUACAACACAUUAGAAAAUCAAUCGGCGGAACUCAACCAUUUACCCGGCAUGAAGUAUUAUAGCCCUGAUAGUAUGAAGCACGAUGCACGCAAGACUUUUAUUCAGUGGUAUAACGCAAACUUUCAAAAGCCUUUUGUGCUACAGACAGAACUGUUGCGUUACUGUCGAUCUGAUGUCGAUGUGCUUCGGAAGUGUUGUCUUAAGUUUAGGACACUUUUCAAAGACCUCACCAAAACCCGAGAUAAUGAUGGGAUAGAUCCUUUUGAAAAAUGUAUCACAAUAGCUUCGGCAUGCAACCUAGUGUUCAGGACGCUUUUCCUCGACCAUGAAACUAUCGGCAUCAUCCCAUCCCACGGUUACCGACCUGAGGCCAAACAGUCUGGAUUGGCUUAUCAAUGGUUAUCCUACCUUGCGUUUGAAAGAAACAUUUAUAUUCAACAUGGUCGGAAUAAGGGGGAAAAACAGAUAGGGCCAUACAAAGUUGACGAGUACUAUCAGACAGAAGACGGUCGGAAAGUUGUUCUAGAGUUUCAGGGUGAUUUCUGGCAUGGAUGUCCAAAAUGCUUUUCCAAAAGCACGAUCAAUCCUGUGAAUGGGUUAUCCAUGUCUGAAUUAUACAUGAAUACCCUUGAAAAACAGUUAUAUCUUGAAUCAGAAGGUUAUCACUACGAAUGUAUCUGGGAAUGUGAUUUCAAGAAGAAGCUGGAAUCAAAUCCUACAAUGAAAGAGUAUAUUGAUUCUUUGGAAAUAGCUCUACCCUUAGAACCGAGAGAUGCUUUCCAUGGUGGACGCACUGAAGCAUUCAAAAUGUAUGCAGAGUCCACAGAAGACAAGCAUAUUCGAUACUUCGAUGUCACAUCCCUAUACCCCUACAUCAAUAAAACAGGAAAAGGCCCCCUUGGUCACCCACAGAUUAUCACAGAAAAUAUUGAGGAUAUAAACAAUUAUGAAGGUUUAAUAAAAUGUAAGGUUCUACCACCAAAGAAACUGUAUAUCCCCGUUUUACCAACAAAGUGCAACGGAAAACUUAUGUUCAGUCUAUGUCGUACUUGCAGUGAAACAUAUGACAAUGACGUGUGCCAACACAGUGAGAAUGAUAGAGCCAUAACAGGCACUUGGGUUACAGAUGAAGUGAAAAUGGCGUUAUCCCAGGGCUAUAGAUUACUUAAAGUUUACGAAGUUUGGCAUUUUGAUGAAAUGGCCCAAUAUGAUCACAGCACCAAAACGGGUGGGCUUUUUACAGAAUAUGUGAAUACGUUUCUAAAGGUGAAACAAGAAGCCAGCGGUUGGCCAGACUGGUGUAAAACAGGAACAGACAAGCAAAUGUAUAUUCAAGAGUAUUUUGAGAGGGAAGGUAUUUUGCUAGAGUACGAUAAGAUUGAAGAAAAUCCUGAUCUAAGACUGUUAGCCAAAAUAAUGCUGAACUCGUUCUGGGGGAAAUUUGGCCAACGUUCAAACUUGACACAAACAAGCUUUAUUGACGACCCGGUUCAGUUCAUAGAUAUGAUGAACUCUGAUAAACAAGAAGUUAAAAACGUACGUUUCAUAAACGAAGAAGCAGUCCAACUAGACUGGGCAUAUAAUAACGAUUUUAUAGAAGCUUCCUGUAGGACCAAUGUAGUUGUGGCCGCUUAAACAACUGCUCAAGCCCGAUUAAAACUAUACAGUUAUUUGCAGCCAUUGGGUGACAGGGUUCUUUAUUGUGAUACCGAUUCUGUUGUGUUCACCUCUGCCCAGGGUGAGUGGGAUCCUCCUUUAGGUGACUUCCUUGGGGAUUUGACGGAUGAAGUCCCAAACAAUCAAAUAACUAAAUUUGUGACCGGAGGACCCAAGAACUACGCAUUUUGUCUAGCGAGACCCAACAAAAAGGGCCAGUCUUCCAUUUGUAAAGUCAGGGGGAUUCAUUAAAUUUCAAAAAUUCCCUAGAUAUCAAUUUUGAUACAUUAAAAGAAAUGGUUACGGGACAGAAGCAAAACACUUGCCUUAAGGUGGUAAAUGAAAAUAAGAUAACCAGAAAUACAGAUACAUGUAACAUUAUUACAAAGACUGAAACUAAAGAUUAUAGAAUUGUUUUCGACAAGAGGGUAAUUUCUAAAAAUUUCAGCUCCUUUCCUUAUGGUUAUUGAUAAUGAAACAUAAAAGCAAAUAAUGUAGGAAAAGAUAUAUAUUGUGUAUGAUGUGUUUGAGUAAAAUGUAUGCUUGCUGUAUAAAUGUCUAUUUUACAUUAUGUAAUUGACUGAUUGUAUUUACAUGAUUUACAUACAAAGAAAUAAAAUCAGCAAACUGUAAAGAUCGUUCUUUUUUCAUAAAUCAUCUAUUCACCAUAUAAACGAAAGGUAGAUUUUGUUUGUUUGUUUUGGGUUUAACGCCGUUUUUCAACAGUAUUUCAGUCAUGUAACGGCGGGCAGUUAACCUAACCAGUGUUCCUGGAUUCUGUACCAGUACAAACCUGUUCUCCGCAAGUAACUGCCAACUUCCCCAUAUGAAUCAGAGGUGGAGGACUAAUGAUUUCAGACACAAUGUCGUUUAUCAAAUAGUCACGGAGAACAUACGCCCCGCCCGAGGAUCGAACUCACGACCCUGCGAUCCGUAGACCAACGCUCUUACCUACACGAAAGGUAGAGAACUAGCGCAUAAUAUAGAGGCAUGCAUGUUAAAAGGAUGUUUUGUUAACUUAUGUCGAUAUCAAUAAAAACCUGAAUGCCACCGCAAAUAAUGACAAAAGACCCAACCAUUGUCCAGUUACAAUGUCCAAUUACAAUCUCUACUGACUUAUAAAUACAUAUUUCUAAAACAAGAAUAGCUGUGGGAAAUUCCCACACCUUAAUAUAAACUCGCAUUGCACAACAAUAAUAAGCGGGCGGAUCUCGAUACGCUUAAAUGAUUCCCAUUUUUCCCUCAAAAAUGUGGUCCAGACUCCCCCCACUGACUACUCCGAUGAGUUCGCUAAAACCGGAGUUUACUGUACUUCAAACAUAAUAUGAAGUAAGCAAUGAUAGUGUAUGAAGCCAUCUCCGUUGCAUGACACAAGCCAAUUAAUUGUGUAUGGUUGCCAGAUUUUCACUACGCAGCUGCGUAUUUGCGUAAAGGUAGCUACGCGCUUGAUUAAGAUAGGUAAACAGCUUUCAUUUAAAUGGGUCUCUUUGGGUUUAUAUGCUUCAAUAGCUGGUUCGGGUUAACAAUGCAUUUGCAAUUCCUCACACAGAAAGGAAGGUGCUUCUAUGGGAGACGGGUCGGAAUGUAUAUAAGCACUUUUAAAUUUUAUCUUACACAUACGGAACACAAUAGCCAUGUAAUAAUACUCUAUAGAAUGCGGAAAAUCUACAUGCAUAUCUGUUUGUUUUUGUGUGGUUUAACGCCGAUUUUCAUAAGUAUUUCACACGCAUAUUUUUAAAAACUGCUAGAAAUAUAUUGUUAUUUCUUCAUACACUUCAUAUCAAGUUAGUAACAGCCUCAACCUUUACGACUAAAAUAAUCAAAAACACCUGUCAAUAUGAAAGUAAAAGAUGGCGGCUGUAGUGUAUAGGGUUAAGGUAGCAGGGUACACUUAGAUUCGAACAUUUUGGGCACGGACAGUCUUACAUGUCGCGAGUCGCAAUACUGCACUUCCCUAAUAAGCUGAAUCAGGGUGGCCAUUUUAUAAAUUGCGUGCAUGUUUUGUGCUUUUAAUUAAUGGCAAGAGCAGGGUUUUCAUACAAGAAUAAAGAAAGUUAUCGAAACGAAAGUGUUACACCAUCAAUGAAAAAUAGCAUGCCAAAAUCAUCAAUUUUGCACUUUUUGAACAGCCUGCAAUGAUCCCGCUGCAAGAACAAUGCCCAAUUUUAUUGCAUUUCUCAAUUUAAUAGCCCUUACUAAACUUCGGGAUAUAAACGGAAUAGGGGCUCAUCCAGCUCGUUUUUUUUCCACAAAAUAGCGAAAAUGUUCCUGAGUAUCAAUCAACAAGCACAGAACCCUUCCGUGAUUUGAAUUUUCCGCGAAAAGGUGCCUCAUUGAUUCAUACAAAGCUACCAGCAGUUAGUUUUACAACUGACAUCAGAAUUUUACAUGUGUCGGCUGUAUAAAUUUUCUAAAAAAUUAACAAUAAUUAUCUCUCAUCUUAAUUUACAGACAUCCAAAAUCACAAAGUUCUAAUUAUAACAAAUAUUGACAGGGGCCAAAAUUCGAAGUGUACCCUGCUACCUUAAGAUUUUUCAGUUAAUGAACAAAAGAGAGUUUUACUAGUUCUGGACUUAUAUAUGUCUUUCGCAAAUUAAACCAAAUAAAAAUGUUUUCAAUCGCAUGAAAAGAAGUCUGUAUAAGAGGGUCUAAACUUGCCCACCCCUAAUGCGCAAAUUUAGCCAAAAUUUACAAAUUGUCGCCACGAGACAAAGAACGUAAAAUACAUCCGUUUUUACCAUUUUCUGGCAUGAUUAAACGUAUUUUGUCAUUAGGAAUGAUAUAAGGGCAAUUUUGUAUCAUAUUGCGAAAAUAAAAUGUCCCCAUCCCCUAUUUUGCUAUUUCAUGAGGUCCCCACCGUCCGAACAUCCCCCUAAUUGACGAGAUGCAUAGCUGGUGGUCCAAAUAUGCGCUGUGUGGGUUAAUAAUGAUAAAAAUACUGUUUUUACUGUACCAGAAACCUGUUACUUGAGCUAGAAUCUAAAAAACAUCGUAUGCGUGUAUAUUGACUUUUAUGCUUUUAUGUGUCCUCAUCGUAACAUUUUGAGCUGCUGUGUCGUCAAGUAGCGUUUUAAGUCCCCAGAAAGUUAAGAAUAUCGAAGAAGAGGUUCUAAACUAUGUGAAACCGCACAAAUUUAAGAGUUCUUUCGAAAUUUGAUUUUGGCAGAUUUCCCUUAAGGUAGCAGGGUACACUUAGAUUCGAAAAUUUUGGGCACGGACAGUCUUAUAUGUCGCGAGUCGCAAUAUUGCACUUCCCUUAUAAGCUGAAUCAGGGUGGCCAUUUUAUAAAUUGCGUGCAUGUUUUGUGCUUUUAAUUAAUGGCAAGAUCAGGAUUCUCAUACAAGAAUAAAGAAAGUUAUCAAAACGAAAGUGUUACACCAUCCAUGAAAAAUAGCAUGCCAAAAUCAUCAAUUUUGCACUUUUUGAACAGCCUGCAAUGAUCCCGCUGCAAGAACAAUGCCCAAUUUUAUUGCAUUUCUCAAUUUAAUAGUCCUUACUGAACUUCGGGAUAUAAACGGAAUGGGGGCCCAUCCAGCUCGUUUUUUCACAAAAUAGCGAAAAUGUUCCUGAGUAUCAAUCAACAAGCACAGAACCCUUCCGUGAUUUGAAUUUUCCGCGAAAAGGUGCCUCAUUGAUUCAUACAAAGCUACCAGCAGUUAGUUUUACAACUGACAUCAGAAUUUUACAUGUGUCGGCUGUAUAAAAUUUCUAAAGCAUUAACAAUCAUUACCUCUCACAUUAAUUUACAGACAUCCAAAAUCACGAAGUUCUAAAUUAAAUUGUAACAAAUAUUGACGGGGGCCAAAAUUCGAAGUGUACCCUGCUACCUUAAACGUACUGUUCUAUCUUAUCCAACGUCCGCAGGUUUAUCCUAAGAUAGAAGUAUCUUCAGUAAAUGAACACCAAUAGUUAUCUUUUCACGAGUAUCCAAGCCACUUGAAAAAAUGAUUGAUAUGGUGCUCAAGAGUGAAAAAUAUUUCUGUCUUACAUAAUUAUAAUACAAACAAUUUUCUUUACAUUUCGUGUAUUUGAAUGGCUUUUAACAAAGUUAUAUAUCCAUUUAACUUUCGCAGCCAUACAGUUAUACAGUUUAUUUUGCUUAUAUUUUCACUUCAGCGUGUGGUUUUCAUUUUCGUAUUUUCACACUGUUACGGUUGCUUUCUGGCAGCUUGUAAGUU
Messenger RNA from Mercenaria mercenaria, 8442 nucleotides. RefSeq lists its product as uncharacterized. The record is from RefSeq and is a predicted model, not a curated record. Gene Ontology annotation, molecular function: DNA binding; DNA-directed DNA polymerase activity; nucleotide binding. Lineage: Eukaryota; Metazoa; Mollusca; Bivalvia; Venerida; Veneridae. The transcript is spliced from 2 exons. The coding region runs from base 1706 to 4243 and encodes 845 amino acids. Gene Ontology annotation, biological process: DNA replication.